This is a messenger RNA of Penaeus indicus, 489 nucleotides long. RefSeq lists its product as uncharacterized. The transcript is spliced from 3 exons. The record is from RefSeq and is a predicted model, not a curated record. The annotation marks the transcript as partial. NCBI's taxonomy places the organism in Eukaryota, Metazoa, Arthropoda, Malacostraca, Decapoda, Penaeidae.
CUAUAUCGCUUUUGUUCCGCAAAGUGGGCCAAGAUGAAGCAUGGAAGUUGGGAGGCUCAGUUUCAAUUCCUUUCAUGAUUGUGUUCAUUAUCAAUCUAAACUUAAACGUUGGAUGGCUCUUUGCUUGGGAUGCAGUCAAUGCCACAGGCUCUGCAAUUCUUCUUCUACUGAUAGCAAUUACUAAUGCCAUUGCUAUAAGUCUGUCAUCAGUAAGCUUUGGAAAAGUAGCAUCAGAUCUGUAUCAGAAUUCAAGGCUUGACUUUUGGGCAGGAGUUUGUGUUCUAAAUGGAUAUGAUAUAUAUGACACUUGGACUACACUUGCUGCCCUCAUCAAUCUCACGGCCUUCUUCAUGUAUGAGACUGAGAUUGACGGCAAUAGUGUGUGCAUCGGGGUGCUGAUAUUUGUGUUGGUGGCCUAUUCUGGAUACUUUAUUUUGGAGAACACUGUAUUAGCCUUCUGGGGUAAUCCAUGCUUCACACAUUAUUUAG